CUGAAAACCAAUUGAGGAGAUGAAAGAUUGCACUGUACUUCACCAGGCAAUAUAGAGAUAUAGAUCCAGAAGAUCACCCAAAGAACAUCUGGACACAGUGGGAAGACAUCCAAUCCCUUCACAGCUUUGUUCAACAGGGAGAAAGUUGAGAAUGAAACCAUCUAUCAGGUCAGGGGAGCUUGACAUAUCAUCAGAUCUGAAACCAGCAGUGGUGUGGAGACUUCCAUCAGCACCAACCUUUAUGAAGAUUUAGAGGUGAGGAUUUGGACGAGGCUGGGAAGAAGAGUGAGUUGCUUCAACUGUGGUGAGAGCGUCAAUCCUUCAUUAACUCUUGUGAACCACUGGCUCACUCUUACAGACGAGAGGAUGUUCAAUUAUGAGGAUUGGGAGGAAAUUCAUAUAAUCGUCUAACAUACAAGCUAUAAUUGUUAUAAAAUUUCUAACGAAAGGAAAGUCAUCUGGAGAGAAAACACUCAAGUGGGAAGUGAUUGUGAUGUCAUCUAUGCUCGUGAAACUGCGACACAAUGACAAUGGAGAGAAAAUCUUCACAGGUGAGGCAUGUAACAAGAAAUUCAUACAAUCAUUAGGCUCAGUAAAACACCGAGCAAUUCACAAGGGGGCAAAAGCAUUCACAUGUCAGGUGUGUGACAAAUCGUUCUCAUGGUCAGCAGAUCUUCAUAAACACCAACGCAUUCACACAGGUGAGAAACCAUUCACAUGCAAGGUUUGUGAAAAAUCAUUCUCCCAUUCAUCAAACUUCCGCCGACACCAACGAGUUCACACAGGGGAAAAACCCCACAAGUGCAAGAAAUGCAACAAAUCAUUUUCUGUCUCAUCGAGACUCUUGAUCCACCAGAGGAUGCACACAGGGAAGAAACCAUUUGUGUGUGAGGUGUGUGAAAAGACAUUCUUGGAGUCAGCAUCUCUUCGCAGACACCAACGAAUUCAUACAGGGGAGAAAGCAUUCAGAUGUGAGGUGUGUGACAAAUUGUUCUCUGACUCAUCAACACUCCACGUACACCAACGCAUUCACACAGGGGAGAAACCAUUCACAUGCAAAGUUUGCAAAAAAUCAUUCUCACAUUCAUCGCACUUCCGCAGACACCAACGCAUUCAUACAGGGGAGAAACCAUUCACAUGUGAGGUAUGUGACAAAUCAUUCCUGCAACCUUCAGACCUCCGGAUACACCAACGCAUUCAUACAGGGGAGAAACCAUUCACGUGUGAGUGGUGUGACAAAUCUUUCUGUGACCCUUCAAAACUUUUGGUCCACCAGACAAUUCAUACAGGGGAGAAACCUUUCAUUUGCAAGGUAUGUAAAAAGUCAUUCUCGCGAUCAUCAAACCUCCACAAACACCAACGAAUUCACACAGGAGAGAAACCAUUCACAUGUGAUGUUUGUGACAAAUCGUUCUCAGGCUCAUCAACCCUCCGUGUACACCAACGCCUUCAUACAGGGGAGAAACCAUUCAUAUGCAAGGUUUGUGACAAAUCAUUCUCACAAUCAUCACAUUUCCACGAGCACCAACGCAUUCACACAGGGGAGAAACCAUUCACGUGUGAUGUGUGUGACAAAUCAUUCUCUGGCUCAUCAACCCUCCGUGUACACCAACGCAUUCAUACGGGGGAGAAACCAUUCAUAUGCAAGGUUUGUGAAAAAUCAUUCUCACAAUCAUCGCAUUUCCGUGAACACCAACGCAUUCACACAGGGGAGAAACCAUUCACAUGCAAGGUUUGUGAAAAAUCAUUCUCCCAAUCAUCACAUUUCCACAAGCAUCAACGCAUUCACACAGGGGAGAAACCAUUCACAUGCAAGGCUUGUGAAAAAGCAUUCUCAAGUUCAGCAAAUCUCCAAAGACAUGAACGAAUUCACACAGGGGAGAAACCAUUCAUGUGUGAGUUUUGCAACAGAUCAUUUUUUGACUUACCAAGCCUUUCAAUCCACCAAAGUAUUCACACAGGAGAGAAACCAUUCAUGUGUGACUUUUGUGACAAAUCAUUCUCUACAUCAUCAAGACUCUUGGUCCACCAAAGGAUUCACACAGGGGAGAAACCAUUCACAUGCAAGGUUUGUGAAAAAUCAUUCUCACAAUCAUCAAACCUCCACAACCACCAACGAAUUCACACAGGAGAGAAACCAAUCAACGUGUGACGUGUGUAAAAAAUCAUUCUCAGCGUCAUCAAAUCUCUGCAACCAUCAACUAUUUCCCACAGGGGAGAAACUAUUCAUAAGUGAGGUGUGUGACAGAUCAUUCUCUGACUUACCGUGUUCACCACCACAUUCACACAGGGAGAAACCCAUUCACAUGAGGUGUGUUUCAAAUCAUUCUUGCAAUCUGCCGACCUCUGGACACACCAACAUAUCCACACAUGUGAGUGGCUUGAUAACUCGUUCUAUAACUCAUCAAAACUCUUGGUCGGCCAGAUGAUUCACACAGGCAAGAAACCAUUCAUGUGUGAGGUAUGUGAUAAAAUAUUCUUGAAUUCAUCAAUUCUCCGCAGGCACCAACGGGUUCACACAGGGGAGAAAUCCCACAAGUGCAAGGAAUGUAACAGAUCAUUCUCAGAUUUGUCAAAUCUUCAAAGAUACCAAUGAAUUUACACAGGGGAAGCACCAUUUACAUGCAAGGUUUGUGAAAAAUCUUUCUCAUGUUUAUCGAACUUCCACAUGCACCACCAAAUUCAUACAGGGGAGAAACUAUUCACAUGUGAGUUGUGCAACAAAUCAUUCUCCGACUCGUCAAGCCUUUUAUUUCACCAGAGGAUUCACAUAGGGGAGAGACAAUUCAGAUACAAGGUUUAUAAAAAAAUCAUUCCCAGCAUUAUCAAACCUCUGCAACUACAGGGGAGAAACUAUUCACAUGUGACAUGCAUGACAAAUCAUUCUUACAAUCUUCACAUCUUCGGAUACUCCAAUGUAUCCACAUGGGAGAAACCACUCACAUUUAAGUUGUGCAUCAAAUUAUUCUCAGAAUCAUCAAGAUUGUUGCUCCACAAAAUAAGUCACGUAGGGAAGGAACCAUUCACAUGCAAGAUUUGUGAAUAACCAUUCUCAGCAUGAUCACACACCAAAGCAUUCACACAGGGGAGAAACCUGACACAUGCAAGGAAAGCAACAAUCUUUCACAGAGACAUCAAAAUUUCAAAGAUACCAUCAAAUUCAAACAGUAGAGAAACCAAGUGAGAUGUGUGACGAAUCAUGUUUAGACUCAUCAACCCUCUGGAAAUACUAAUAAAUUCACACAGGAGAGAAAGCA
Messenger RNA from Stegostoma tigrinum, 3257 nucleotides. RefSeq names its product zinc finger protein 271-like. Bases 494 to 2152 code for a protein of 552 amino acids. The transcript has 2 exons. Gene Ontology annotation, biological process: regulation of transcription by RNA polymerase II. Lineage: Eukaryota; Metazoa; Chordata; Chondrichthyes; Orectolobiformes; Stegostomatidae. Gene Ontology annotation, molecular function: DNA-binding transcription factor activity; RNA polymerase II cis-regulatory region sequence-specific DNA binding. The record is from RefSeq and is a predicted model, not a curated record.